AUGCCGCAAGCACCAAGAGUCUCUAAAGCCGAGUGGGAGGCUCACAGAGCUCUCAUAACGGACCUUUACAUCAACCAAAACAGAACGUUGGACGAAGUCAUAGAAUAUAUGGCGGCGCUCGGGUUUUGUCCCUCGAGACCUCAAUGGAUAAGAAAAAUAAAUGUCAACUGGAAAUUGCGGAAGAACAGCACCAAAGAGGAAUGGCAGCACGCGAGCUCUCUUUUAUCUAAGCGCAAAGAGAAUGGCAAGGACACUGACUUGAUUAUGAAUGGAAAGAUCGUGUCAAGCAAGAAGAGAAUGAAGGAAUUGAAAAGAUACUCAACAUUGCAGACAGACCAAAUUUUGAAUCGUGGCAACGCAAGGAAACUUCAGACCUCCAGAACGUCUCAUGCCUCGUUACAACAGCAUGAUCCGAAACUGCUACUAAAUGAAGACAAUGCUUGCAGCUCCAUCUUAAACUACGUACCAAAGAGCGUAUCCGUCCCAGACGUGGUUUCCAGAACCAUAGAGACCGUCGAUGAGAUGUUCCCGAUGCUGAGUGACCACCAUGCCAAGGAAAAGUCACAGUGGCCGAUCUGGAUCCAAGUGUUCCAAGCCUUGUUACUAAUAUCAACAAACAAUAUUUGGCAUAAAAUUGAGACAAGCUUUACUUUCUUGGACUCCUUUGUGGACCUUGUGCUUCCCAAAGGCUAUCGUGGAGGCCUAGAAACAUUGCUCAUUGAAACAAAGGAGAUACAUGGCGAACUUGCUACGCAUCUGCUUUUCAGUGUCCUCAAGUUCGAUUCGCCCGAAAGUAGUAAAUUAAUGCGCUUCCUACUUCGCAGUGGUGUCAGCCCGAAUAGCACUCAUCCUAAGUCAUCCUUCGGUUCGCGUUGGUGGACUGCUCUUCACGAAGCUGUCUAUCAGAACAGUCAAGAGUCUGUCAAGAUUCUCAUUGAAUUUGGCGCGAAUCCUCAUCCAGACUCAAAUACAACCUCGUAUAGGUCUCAUCUCGAUAUGGCACCAGAGCAUCUACGGGAUUAUUCAAUCAUGCAUCUCCCGAGUGCAGUGGACAACGGCAUUAGAUCUAACGACCACGAUCAUAGCUACGGGGUCCCUCCGCUAUUUUUGGCUUUGCGCAAUGGGUCGCUUCACUGUGCUGCAGUGCUUUUGGAUGCUGGAGCCGACCCGAACUACUGUCAUCCUUUACUAUUUACUGCACUACACUGCGCCAUUGGCAUGGCCAAUCUAGGCAUGGUGAGACUACUCAUCAAGGCUGGGGCUCUUCCGAACAUCCGGCCCUUGGAAAGGUUGACCACUCCCUUACCGAGUGUCGCGAAGUUACAAAAGAAGACUGUUCUCAGUCCGCUUCAAGCUGCAGUCCGGUCCAAGAGCCUGCCAAUCGUUGAGUAUCUGUUAUACUCUGGUGCGAGACCCGAAAUGGCGAGAGACUUAAAGAAGUGUCGGAACUACAAGCCUUAUUACGCUAAUUCAGUCGAAACUGGCCUCCAAAUAGCGGCAUCGGCUGGUGAUCUCGAAAUGAUGUGUCUCCUAUUAACAUCAGACGCGAAUCCCAACUUCCGUCACCGCGAUACCCCCACCGCGCUACAAAUUGUGUGCGGUUCACCGUCAAUGUCUCCUCUAGAGAGGUACAAUGCCACCUUGAUGCUUCUCCAACACGGAGCAGAUAUCAACGCUUCACCUGUACCUAGAGGAGGUAGAACGGCAUUGCAGGCUGCAGUCGAGGCGGAUGACUACCGUGUGGCUGAGGUUUUGCUCCACGAAGGGGCAGACCCCAACGCGCCGGCGAUGGAAGCUGUUAUCAAAUGUGGCUCACAAGCGCUCAAUCGCCUUUUGAUUGAGAAGGUGAACCACGAAGUCGCUCUUGAUUCAAGGGACGAAGAGACAUACCUGACAAGGGACUUGGAACUGGCGGUCUCUGCUGGAAAUAUCGCUCUACUGAAGAGUAUCUUCACACGCGGCGACGACCGAAACUUCUCUGUAUCUGUCGAAGAUGCUGAACGGGCUGUCAAAGCAGCUAUCGUGAAAGGGUCUUUGUCUCUGGUACAGGAGCUCUUGACCAUAUGUCCCCAAAUCGAUAGCUCUUGGGUCCUAAGUGAGACUGUCUGGCAGGAGAAAUCCGAAAUACUGGAGUGGAUUCUGAGUUGGUUGCCAUGCCAAAUGCUAAAUACAACACAGCCAUCUCCUCUAUGGAUAGCUCUUCAUCAGCGAAAUAGCUCCCUGGUGAGGCGCCUCCUGCUGGCUGGCGCCGACCCCAACUAUAGGUCUUGUCACAUUUGUCGACCGAAACUAUCAGGUGCAGCUGACUGCCCUAAGUAUAUGAGUAGGGAACUUGAAUCACCGAUUGAACAGGCCAUCUCCCCCGGCCAUGGCCCCUCGGAAGAAGAUACAGAGACGAUCCAGAUGCUCGUGUCUCACGGUGCCGAUAUCAAUUGCCGUAUGGGACAUAUCUAUUCCUCCGUUAUGUCAGGUGACACCCCGCUGCUGUUCGCAGUGAAGCAAGGGAAAUACAAAAUAGCAGAACUUCUCCUUCACAAAGGGGCCGAACCAAAUGCUGUGGACAUUCAGACGGGUCAAACCUCUAUCAUCUACGCAUCGCGGGCCGCCAACUAUGGUCUAGUCAGACUACUAAUUGAGAACGGCGCUGAUGUCAAGAAUCCGUCCUCCUGGGGUACUCCGAUACAGGCUCUUACAGACCAUAGAAUAUAUGUCGCUCCAGAAGUAAUCAGGAACUUGGCAAGGAUAUGCCGUUUGUUACUCGACUCAGGUGCCGAUGUCAACGCCAAUACAACGAUUGACUGUUCAAUGACGGCUUUGCAAACAGCAAUUGUUCGUGGCAUACAAGAGUUGAUAGAAAUAUUUCUUAGGGAAGGUGCCAAUAUAGACGCACCAGCUUUUAGGAAUGGAGGAAGAACAGCUUUGCAAGCAGCAGCUAGUACUGUAAACUUCAAGCUAGUCAAGCGACUGGUCGAGAUGGGGGCCGACAUCAAUGCUCCACCGGCCAAGGAAGGGGGAGCGACUACCUUACAGUAUGCUGCUAUGUCAGGGCAUGUUAACAUGGCAAUCUUUCUCCUGGAGCAUGGGGCAUCUGUCAAUGCCCAAGGAUCCUUACUAGCGGGAGUUACGGCCCUCCAAGGCGCAUCUGAAUACGGGAGACUAGAUAUGGUUCAUUUGUUAGUGGAGAAUGAUCAGGAUCCCGAUACGAUAGAAGAGCGAUGUCGGGAUGCCGCAAACAUUUCUGAAAAGAAAGGCUUUACACAAACUGCCGAGUUUUUGAGAGGGUACAAACGACCAUGA
Molecule: messenger RNA, 3297 nt
Organism: Fusarium coffeatum
Lineage: Eukaryota; Fungi; Ascomycota; Sordariomycetes; Hypocreales; Nectriaceae
Exons: 3
Coding region: 1-3297 (1098 amino acids)
Molecular function (GO): protein binding
Source: RefSeq, a predicted model, not a curated record